AAAAAAAUUCCUCCAGGUGGCCAAGUGGGAAAGCUUCACCGCGUGGCACUGUGAGCGGGGUGCCGAGGCAGUAUCUGGCACUAAGCUGCAGUUCCACAACUUUGUGAUGCUUGAUAACCAACAGGCUGGCAUGGAGAUGGUGUCUCUGAAGGGAGGGUUCGGACAGGAUGACAGCCCUGGCAUCUUCAAUUCCCUGGUGGUGUGUCACUCGGCCCUCAACUCCAGUGCCUGCACCUCAGGAACCAGUGCUAUUGUGGCGCCCAAGACCCAGAUCUUUAGUAUCUCCAAUGUCACAUUUGUUAACUUUGAUGAGGGUGGAAGUGCUGCGCUGUCUGGCUGUUCUCAGUGCAGGAACUACCAGGGAGGCUACAGGGCACAGGUUAAGGGUCUGGCCUUUGAGAAUUCACCCAACAAGAUCAGGUUUCAGUGGGAACACGAGACAAUCUGGAUAGACGCUGAUGGCUCUCUGACGGGCGAACCGGAGGCGAAUGUUGUUCCCACAAUGGGCAUCUUACCAACUGAUUCCUUCACUCAAGAAGCAGCAUUCUCUGUCACCAAGAAUGUGCCAGGAUCAGUUUGUCGAGGGGCUAUGAAAUUCCUGCGAGUGGCCAUCACCAAUCCGAGCCCUUCCUCACUGCUUGGCAAGGACCUGGUGGUAAGCAACGACUUCGGCGCCACCCACAUCCCUUACCUCAUGCUCCGUAUUGGUGGUGCUGGCUGGAUGGGGCUUGUCUACACUGGUGCCACUUUUGACUUCAACUUUGAAAAUGCUAAUCAGCUGACAUGUGGAGUCCCCCAGGGGACCAAGAUGGGUCCUCUAUGCUUCCUCCUCCUCAUCAAUGACGCCCUCACUGACACCCCCUAUCGCUGGAAGUAUGUGGAUGACUGCACCGUGGGUGUCCCAGUUUCCACCAAGAACCCGGACUACUCGCCACUGCAAGCAAUUCUGGAGCGACUGCAGACGUGGACGGAGGAGAGCAGGAUGACCAUCAACCACAGCAAAACUGUGGUGAUGCAUUUCUGUACCUCCUCUGUACCAGUGCCCCCUCCCCGGCUCACAGUGGGCCCUCACCCCCUCCAGGUGGUCCAAUGUGCCAAGCUUCUCGGAGUCACGGUGGACAACCAGCUGAACUGGAAGCAGCAUGUCGCCAGCACCGUGAGAUCAGCUACCUACAGGCUGUACAUGCUGCGCAGACUCAGGUCGCUGGGGACGCUGACAGAUGAGUUAAGGAGGGUGUACCUUACCUUCAUCCUCCCCAAACUCAUGUACGCCUCCCCAGCGUGGUCCUCCUCCCUCACACACACUCAACAGCUACAGCUAGAGAGUGUGCAGAAAAGGGCGUGCAGGGUCAUCCUUGGCCCUGCAUACACCACCUAUGAAGAAGCCCUGACCAACCUGAGUCUGUCCAGAAUAACCACCAGGCACCGAGAGGCUCUGGAGAAGUUUGGGAGGGGACUACUGCAUCAUCCACGUCUCAGAAACAUGCUGCCACCCGACGCGCCUCGCCCAGUCCGUACCACCAGACACCACAACAAAAUAACGCCCCUGAAGGCGCCGCGCACGGACUGGUACAGACUCAGUGCGAUUCCCACCAUGGUGCGAGCCAUCAAUCAAUAGUAUUUCCCUCCUAGAUUAGACUUACCUUUAGGAUUAAUGUUAAGUUUUUCCCCAUCCCCUAUGUACAUUUUCAGUUUGUCAACUGCAUAAAUAAUAAACUGUUUAUUAUUAUUA
Scylla paramamosain (green mud crab) is the source of this 1732-nucleotide messenger RNA. RefSeq lists its product as uncharacterized. The transcript is spliced from 5 exons. Bases 107 to 1618 code for a protein of 503 amino acids. NCBI's taxonomy places the organism in Eukaryota, Metazoa, Arthropoda, Malacostraca, Decapoda, Portunidae. The record is from RefSeq and is a predicted model, not a curated record.